Messenger RNA from Cucumis melo (muskmelon), 2165 nucleotides. RefSeq lists its product as uncharacterized. The record is from RefSeq and is a predicted model, not a curated record. The coding region runs from base 648 to 2165 and encodes 505 amino acids. The transcript is spliced from 5 exons. Lineage: Eukaryota; Viridiplantae; Streptophyta; Magnoliopsida; Cucurbitales; Cucurbitaceae.
GCAUGCAUGCCAACGCCGUACGGCAUUGGAGCAAUACGGGGAGCGAGCGUCAUUCGUUCGAGCAAUGGGCAAAGGCAACACGUUUCGAGGGACUUAUCAUGCCACCGAAUGCACUGCAUCCGAGAGAGCGAGCGCCAACGACGCGGCCCGCAAUGACAACCGAAGAUGUCAAGGCGGAACGCGAUGCGGGCUAUCGGGUUCGUUGUCCACCCAAAGAUGGGUGUCGACAGAAAGGGGCCAACGGGACGCGACGCUUCCAUCGAGUGAGGUACCGAUGCAAGAACCGAUCGAUUGUGACCGCUCGAACUCAAGCUUUGUUCGGGGCACGUCAAUGAGGUGGAGCCGACGUUGACAGUUCGAUGCCCGAGCAACGAGCCUGCCAACCCAAACUACCGUAUCACCACUCAUGCGCCGUACGCAUCGAGCCCGUGCAACGCUCGGCUAUCCGCGCCCUUACGCUGCAUUAAAGCAAGCAGGGUCGCAGAGUCGCCGCGCGAGGCCGAGCACGGAACGUCGUGCGCGCGCUCGAUAUGAGCAUUGUGUAACCCACAUGAACAUUGCAACCGAAACACCGUCAUUGUUAUGGGACGAGCCCUUUCGUCAAACGGGGAUCGAUCGCAGCAUGUCCAGUCUCGACAGAGGAAAGCAUGCCGAGAACACGCCCGCAACGAGGUGCAAGCAUUAUCCAAGCAAGCCCAUCCCCCACCUCACCGCACAUCCCGCUCUCUAUCCCCGCCCGACGUAGGGGCAUAAGGGGCACCCACCAAACCCUUCCACCAAGCAAGAAGCAAUCACAAGACAUCUCGUAUCUUCACGAACAAGCCCGCUUGGAGUGCACGCCCACACCGAGGUGCAAGCAUUGUCCGCGCAAGCCCAUCCGAGCAUCAACUCGACACCCGCUCUCACUCCCCGCCCAACGGUCGGACGUGGCACUCCGACGAAACCCAUCCACCAAGCACAAAGCAAUCGCAAGACAUCUCGUAUCUUCACGAACAAGCCCGCUUGGAGUGCACGCCCACACCGAGGUGCAAGCAUUGUCCGCGCAAGCCCAUCCGAGCAUCAACUCGACACCCGCUCUCACUCCCUGCCCGAUGGACAAGCCCAUCGUUAUGGCCAAACCCCUCCACCAAGCAAGAAGCAAUCGCAAGACAAGCCCACUUGGAGUGCACGCCCACACCGAGGUGCAAGCAUUGUCCAAGCAAAACCCAUCCAAGAAUGUCAAUUUGACAUCCCGCUCUCACUCCUUGCCCGACGUAGGGGCCCGACAUUCCAUCGAUUUUGACCAAACCCUUCCACCAAGCAAGAAGCAAUUGCAAGACAUCUCGUAUCUUCACGAACAAACCCGCUUGGAGUGCACGCCCACACCGAGGUGCAAGCAUUGUCCGCGCAAGCCCAUCCGAGCAUCAACUCGACACCCGCUCUCACUCCCUGCCCGACGGACAAGCCCAUCGUUAUGGCCAAACCCCUCCGCCAAGCACGAAGCAAUCGCCAAGACAAGCACACUUGGAGUGCACGCCCACACCGAGGUGCAAGCAUUGUCCAAGCACGCCCAUCCCGCUCUCACUCCUUGCCCGACGGUCGGAUGUGGCACUCCGGCCGAACCCUUCGUCCACCAAGCACAAAGCAAUCGCAAGUUAUCUCGUCUCCUCACGAACAAGCCCGCUUGGAGUGCACGCCCACACCGAGGUGCAAGCAUUGUCCGCGCAAAGCCCAUCCGAGCAUCAACUCGACACCCACUCUCACUCGCCGCCGGCGGCCGGAGGUGGCACUCCGCCGGCGCCGACCCCCCAAGCAUAUGUGCCCAUGAUGGGCGCAAUGUGCUUGAAGGGUCGGCGCCGCGGCAUAGGGGUACCCCCGCGCCCCGCCCAUGCAGGCAGGUCGCCCCCCUAUAUAGUACAUUCUGUUGGGCGAGUUACGACAUUCCGCUGCAGGUCUUCUGUGUCUUGGUGGUACGGCUUCAGGUUGCUAACAUGAAUUACUGGGUAGAUCUUCAUCCAUGUGGGCAACGCUACUCUGAACUCUCUCAGGGUGUCUCUGACCGACCCACCAAUCUCGCUCCCCUGGAGCCUGGUUGCUCGACCCCUUCUUGUGUUCAAAUUCGAAGUCGAACUCGGCCAGAAAUUCCUGCCAUCUUGCUUGUUUCGAAGUCAACUUUGGCUGGGUAA